Messenger RNA from Botrytis porri, 1125 nucleotides. RefSeq lists its product as uncharacterized. The record is from RefSeq and is a predicted model, not a curated record. Gene Ontology annotation, molecular function: catalytic activity. Bases 1 to 1125 code for a protein of 374 amino acids. The transcript is spliced from 3 exons. Lineage: Eukaryota; Fungi; Ascomycota; Leotiomycetes; Helotiales; Sclerotiniaceae.
AUGGCACAAAAAUUACGUUUAGCAGUUUCCCAAUCUCACACACUCUCCACAACAUCUGCCAGUCUUGCUGCCCUCUCUGAAAUAGCAGAACAAGCUGCGACAAAAUCAAUUGAUUUGAUCCUAUUUCCAGAAGCAUAUUUAGGCGGUUACCCUCGCACGGCAACAUUUGGCGCAGUAGUCGGAGCUCGAGAUUCAAAAGGUCGUGAACAGUUCCUGCACUAUUACAAAGAUGCAGUCGAUUUAGGAGAUACACCAGAAGGCGCAGGAAGGAAAUGGGUGAACAAAGAACUCGAGGAUAGAGAUGAUGGAAAACGCGGAGAUGGCACAAGAGAGGAACUGGAAAGAAUCGCAAGAGAUACUGAUGUAUUCAUUGUGACAGGAGUAGUUGAGAGAUGUGGUGGAAGUUUAUAUUGUGGUGUUGUGUAUGUUUGUCCAAAGUUUGGAAUGAUUGGAAAAAGGAGAAAGGUCAUGCCGACUGGCAUCGAAAGGCUCAUAUGGGGUCAAGGACAGCCUUCAUCAUUGAGAGCGGUUACAACCACGAUCAGAGGGGUGAGACUUACGCUUGCGGCUGCGAUAUGCUGGGAAAACUACAUGCCUUUGUUACGACAAUCCCUUUAUAGCCAAAAUGUCAAUUUAUAUUUAGCCCCCACAGCAGAUGCAAAGGAUACCUGGCUACCAUUGAUGCGAACAAUUGCAUGCGAGGGUAGAUGCGUGGUAUUAAGUGCGAAUCAAUGUAUGAAGAGAUCGAAUCUUCCAAACUGGAUUACUGGAAACUAUAAAGAUGACGGCGCUAUUGAAGAUGGCCAUGCGGAUGGUUAUAGGCAUGCUCAAUCUAAAUCAAGGAGGAAAUCCAUUCUAACGGAUGAUGGAUGUGAGAUUGCGCUCCCACAGAGGGUAGAAGGAAUACCAGAAAUCACAGAAACCCACAAAAAGGAUACAUCUGAUUUCGUAUGUAGAGGUGGUUCCUGUGUCAUUUCGCCUUUGGGUGAUGUUCUUGCGGGUCCGAUAUGGGAUGAUGAUAAUGGCUUACUCUCUGUUGACGUUGAUUUUGAGGAUUGCUUGAGGGGCAGAUUGAAUCUGGAAGUUGGUGGAAUUGAAGGAUUGGAUCUGAGCCCUCCACCUUGA